Molecule: messenger RNA, 960 nt
Organism: Peromyscus maniculatus bairdii (prairie deer mouse)
Lineage: Eukaryota; Metazoa; Chordata; Mammalia; Rodentia; Cricetidae
Source: RefSeq, a predicted model, not a curated record
AUGAUGUUGCCAUCAGAAAGAAACAAUAGUGGGGCAACGUUCACACUCUUGGGCUUCUCAGAUUAUCCAGAACUGAAAGUCCCUCUCUUCUUGGUGUUUCUCACCAUCUACAGCAUCACUGUGGUAGGUAACAUUGGCAUGAUCCUCCUCAUCAGAAUCAACCCCAAACUGCACACCCCCAUGUACUUCUUCCUCAGCCACCUCUCCUUUGUGGAUUUCUGCUACUCUUCCAUCAUUGCUCCCAAGAUGCUGGUGGACCUUGUUGCAAGAGACAGAACCAUUUCAUUUUUAGAAUGCAUAGUACAAUACUUUUUAUUUUGUAUCUUUGUGGUAACUGAAGCCUUUUUAUUAGUGGUUAUGGCCUAUGACCGGUUUGUGGCUAUCUGCAGCCCCCUGCUUUAUACUGUAGUUAUGUCCCAGAAACUCUGUGUCACACUGGUGGUGGCUUCCUAUGCAUGGGGUCUUACAUGUUCCUUGACAUUGACAGGUUCUAUUGUGCAAUUAUCUUUUUCUGGUGUCAAUAGAAUCGAUCAUUUCUUCUGUGAAUUCUCUUCAGUGCUAGCCCUUUCUUCCUCUGAUACUCACAUCAGUCAAUUACUGUUGUUCAUUUUUGCCACUUUUAAUGCUGUCAGCACACUCCUCCUCAUCCUGUUGUCUUACCUAUUCAUUGUUGUUACUGUCCUCAAGAUGCAUUCAGCCAGUGGGCGUCGUAAGGCUUUCUCCACCUGUGCAUCCCACCUGACAGCCAUCACCAUCUUCCACGGCACCAUUUUAUUUCUUUUUUGUGUGCCCAACUCUAAUAACACCAGGCUCACAGUCAAAGUGGGCUCUGUGUUUUAUACAGUGGUGAUCCCCAUGCUGAACCCCUUGAUCUACAGUCUUAGAAAUAAGGAUGUCCAAGACACAGUCACCAAAAUAAUGACCAUGAUACCACAUGUUAAGAAUGUUAGACACAAUUAA